Molecule: messenger RNA, 867 nt
Organism: Dictyostelium purpureum
Lineage: Eukaryota; Evosea; Eumycetozoa; Dictyosteliales; Dictyosteliaceae
Exons: 1
Coding region: 1-867 (288 amino acids)
Molecular function (GO): protein binding
Source: RefSeq, a predicted model, not a curated record
AUGUCAACAGAAGAAAUAAAUGAUAAAUUUAAAAAAGAUUUAAAUAUAGAUAAUAAUAAUAAUGAAAAUGAAAAUGAAAAUGAUAAUGAAAAUGAUAAUGAUAAUUUAGAAAAAGAAGAAGUUAAAAUUCAAGAAAUCAAACUAAAAGACAAAUAUAAAACAAAUAAGAAUGAUUUAGACGAAGCAAACCAAUUAAAAUCCAAAGGUAAUCAAACAUACACAUCUGGUGAUUAUCAGGCAUCAUUAGAACUAUAUAAUGAAGCCAUUUCAAUUUUAAAGAAAGAGGAAGAGACUGGUUACGAAGACGAUCAACAUGAAACAAACGAUGAAGACAAUAGCGAUAAUGAAGGCCACACAACAACCACCACAUCAACUACAAAUAAAAAACCAAAAAGUAAAAUUAUUGAAAUUAGAGAGAAUACUGAAGAUGAUGUUUUACCAUGUUUUGAAGAACUAUCUAUUCUUUAUAGCAAUAGAUCGGCAUGUUAUUUAGCAUUAAAGAAAUAUGACUUUGUAGUCAAAGAUUGUAAUAUAGCAUUAGAGUACGAACCAACACCAUCACCAAUUAAAAUAAAGAUUUUACACAGAAGAGCACAAGCAAGAGAACAAUUAAAUAAAUUAAAAGAUGCAUUAGAAGACUAUCAAGAGAUUUUAAAAUUAGAUCCAUCAUUUCCACAAGCAGUCCAAGCCAAUAAAAGAUUACCCCCAAAAAUCAAAGAAAAAGAGGAUAGAGAAAGAGAAGAGAUGAUGGGUAAAUUAAAAGACCUUGGCAAUACUAUUUUAGGUAAAUUUGGUUUAAGUACUGACAAUUUCCAAUUUGUUAAAGAUCCAAACUCUGGUGGUUAUAGUGUUAAUUUUAAAAAAUAA